Pocillopora verrucosa is the source of this 4233-nucleotide messenger RNA. The record is from RefSeq and is a predicted model, not a curated record. Lineage: Eukaryota; Metazoa; Cnidaria; Anthozoa; Scleractinia; Pocilloporidae.
AUGACCGAAUCAGGCUCGUCGAGCGUAGCUUCAACAAGCACGCAGCCAGCAACUCCUCAAUUUAUCCAGUCCUCUAUUCCUUUACCGUCGAAACUAGACUUCAAGGGGAACUUAGCUGUGAAUUGGAAGAAAUUUAAGCGGCUUUGGACAAACUACGAGAUCGCCUCACGGCUCAGUACGCAAAGCAGUAAUCUUCGAACAGCCACAUUGUUGACAUGUAUUGGCCCAGAUAUCCUGGAGAUUUACGAUGGUUUGCCCUUCGGAAAUGAAGAGGAGAAAACCGACAUCGACAAAGUGAUAGAGCUUCUAGACGCCUUUUUCAUCGGUGAGACGAAUGAAAUAUACGAAGCCUAUCUGUUCAAUCAGAGAGUACAGGAGGUCGGUGAGUCAUUUGAUGUUUUCCUUACAGCUUUACGUUCGUUAGCUAAAACGUGCAAUUUUGGCAUCAUGCAAGAGCGAAUGAUUAGAGACAGAGUUGUGGUAGGAAUUAGAGAUAACGCCACCCGAAAAAAGCUGCUAGCUGAGAACAAACUAACUCUUAACAAGUGUAUUGAUAUUUGCCGUGCGAGUGAAACCACAUCCAAACAACUUAAGGAGAUGUCCCAUGCGGAGGAGGUUAGCGCCGUUGCCACAGGCCACCCAAAAUCGAAGAUUGGUUUACGCCAUAAUGAAGUACGAAAUUUCAGUAAAGUUCAACGCCCCGUCCCCAACAAAGUAACAGAACCAGUUAGAUGUAAGUUCUGCCACAGAACCCAUCCUUUAAAAAAGGAACUCUGUCCAGCAUGGCAGCACAAGUGUGAUAACUGUGGUCGAAUGAACCACUUCUCAGUGGCUUGCAGAAGUCAGAAAGCUAACAAAAAGCAAACUAAGAAGUCAGUUCACAAUGUAGAACAAGAAGUUCAGGAGUUUAAUGACGAAGAUUCUGAUGAUUACUUAUUCAGUGUAGAAUCUGUGAGCGUCCUUUAUGCAAAAAACAGUCCAAAGAAGAUUUAUGCUAACAUGCGCUUGAGGGAUGAAACAGUGAAAUUCCAGUUAGACUGUGGAGCAACAGUCAAUAUCCUCCCAGCAGAUAUUUAUCAGCAGGUAUUUAACGAUCCGCGAAUGGAACGCCUUCAGCCUACUCAAACUACCCUCGUCAUGUUCAACAAAUCAGAGCUGAAACCUCUAGGAUGUACUAAGGUCGAGACCUUCAACCCCAAGAAUGGACAGUGUUUCCUCACGGAAUACACCGUCGUUCCAACAGGUCACACAGCACUCCUUGGUGCUGAAUCGGUGCAGCAGUUUGGCCUCAUAGUGAUUAACACCGAUAACAUCAUGUCUCUCUCGAAUGAGAUUCCCACACAGCCGGAUCUCGUGAGCAAAUUCGGAGAUGUCUUCUCAGGAGAAGGAAAGCUCAAAGGAAAGCUUCACCUCGAGAUUGAUAAGUCUGUAACCCCUGUGGCACUGCCAGUGAGGAAAGUCCCCUUUGCAGUAAAAGAGCCUUUAAAACAGGAACUAGAACGCUUAGUUAAGAUAGGCAUCUUGCAACCAGUAGAUGUUCCAACAGAUUGGAUUUCCUCAAUGGUGGUCAUUAAGAAGAGCAAUGGAAAGAUAAGGUUAUGUAUUGACCCAAAACCUCUGAAUAAAGCACUCAGGAGAAAUCAUUUUCCCCUUCCAGUGAUCGACGAUCUACUACCACUCCUUACAAAUGCUAAAGUCUUCAGUGUCGUCGACGCAAAGAACGGUUUUUGGCAUGUGCAGCUAGACGAUGAAAGCAGUCUUCUGACCACAUUUGGUACCCCCUGGGGAAGGUUCCGCUGGACGCGGAUGCCCUUCGGCAUAUCACCCGCUCCGGAAGAGUUUCAGAGGAGAUUGGAAUACGCCCUGGAAGGUCUUGAUGGAAUUAAGCCAAUAUUUGAUGAUAUCCUUGUUUUUGGUGUCGGAGAAACAGAAGCUGAAGCACUUUCUGACCAUGAUGCAAAGCUGACAGCAUUGUUAGAACGCUGCCGCGCUACUGGCAUUAAGUUAAACAAAGAGAAGCUUAAGCUCCGUCGCAAAGAAGUGAAGUUUAUGGGACAUGUUAUAUGUCAAGAUGGUCUUAAGCCUGACCCAGACAAGGUACAAGGUAUCAAAGAGAUGCCAACCCCGACAAGCAAACAAGAUCUCAAGAGACUUCUCGGCAUGGUAAAUUACCUCCAGAAGUUUGCUCCUAACCUGUCAGAAGUUACAUCCCCAAUGAGAGACCUUUUGAAAGAAGGGAACCAGUUCCGUUGGGAUGAGCAAGUACAAGGUUGUAGUUUCAAGCGAGUUAAGGAGAUACUCUCAGCUGCCCCUGUCCUCAAGUAUUUUAACCCCAAAGACGACGUGGAAUUGCAGUGUGAUGCAUCAGACCGAGGACUUGGUGCAUGUCUAAUGCAAGGAGGCCAGCCCGUGGCUUAUGUAUCUCGUUCCAUGACAGAAACAGAAGUGAACUAUGCCCAGAUAGAGAAAGAGAUGCUUGCAAUACUUUUCGGAGUAGAACGUUUUGAGCAGUUUGUAUAUGGUCGACCUGUCAAGAUCCAAACUGACCACAAACCCUUGGAGAGCAUCUUCCGUAAAAGUCUACUCAGUGCGCCUAAACGUCUCCAGCGAAUGUUGCUAAGAUUGCAGAAGUUUGACCUUCAAGUGUCUUACAAAAAAGGGACUGAAAUGUAUCUGGCAGAUACACUGAGCAGAGCAUACAGAGUGCGCAAGAGCACAAAAGAAGAUGUAGCAGAAGAUGUUAUGUACAUAGAGGACAUGAGAGGAGACACUGAAAGAGAGCUAGAGCACAUCAAUAUGAUACAAUACUUGCCAGUAUCGGAACCAACGCUGAUUGCCAUUCAGCAAGCAACAGAAUCCGAUCCUACCCUGAGAGAGCUGAAGAAAACAAUCAGGCAAGGUUGGCCAGCUACCAAAGCUGGGGUAUCAGCAAACAUCAGUGGUUACUUUACAUUUCGGGACGAACUGUCUUUACAGAAUGGACUGGUCUUCAAAGGUGAAAGACUAGUUAUCCCUAUGAGCGUGAAAGCUGACAUGUUGGCUAAGAUCCACCGGAGCCACAUCGGCAUCCAAGGCUGUCUCAGAAGAGCAAGAGAAGUAGUUUACUGGCCUGGGAUGAACAAAGAUGUCGAAGAUUAUGUAGCAAAGUGUGCCAUUUGCAACAGCCAGCCUGUCGAGCAAGGAAAAGAGCCAAUGAUUUGUCACGAACUGCCUAGUAGACCCUGGGAGAAAAUCGCAGUUGAUCUUUUUGAUCUGAACGGUGUAGAUUUCAUGGUGACCGUUGACUACUAUUCAAGCUUCUUUGAAGUCGACAGAAUGACAAGCAAGACAGCAGACGAAGUUGUGAAGAAGUUGAAAGCCCAUCUUGCCCGCCAUGGAAUUCCCGACCAGCUUGUAUCGGAUAAUGGACAGCCCUUUUCUUCCGCAAAGUUCCAACAGUUCGCAGACACUUAUGGUUUUGAACAUAUAACAAGCUCUCCAACAUAUCCUCAGUCCAACGGCAAAGUCGAGAACACGGUGAAGACAGCAAAACAUCUGCUAGAGAAAGCCGUCAAGUCCGAACAAGACCCAUAUCUUGCCCUGCUGGACUGGAGAAAUACUCCCACAGAAACACUCAACUCGUCACCUGUUCAGCGAUUAUUCGGUAGAAGAACAAAGACUCCACUCCCAACCUCAAACCAAUUGCUCAAGCCGAAGCUACCAGAGGAGGUUGAUCAGAAGUUGAAGCUACAAAAGGCUAAACAAUCCCUGUACUACAAUCAAGGCGCCAAAGAACUGAAGGAACUGCGCCCAGGAGACACAGUGCGAUUGCAGCCACUAAAAUCCCACUUGGGAAAGAAGAAGGAUUGGACCCAAGCAAGAGUCGAAGGCAAAGUCGACAUAAGGUCCUAUCAAGUCAGAACAGAAGAUGGAAGAAUUUAUAGGAGGAACCGCAGACACCUGAGACAUACACGUGAAGUGAUGCCACACAGUGAAGAUGGGAUGAGAUUAUCCCCAAAAGCAACACCAAUUUCUGCUACUGCAAAUUCUGGUAAUGAAAUACCAUCGGUACCACCUUCCAUACCAAGUACUGCAGUCAGUAAGGACCAAUCAGACACAGUACCUUUGCAGAACACGGACAAGCCACAUCCGGAAUAUCCACCUCAGUCUGCAGCAGAUAAGCAGGAGAUUUCCCCAUCGGUGACCACCACUCGAUCUGGACGAAUUGUGCGACCACCCACACGUUACCAGUGA